Oryza brachyantha (malo sina) is the source of this 819-nucleotide messenger RNA. Its product is annotated as NAC domain-containing protein 72-like. NCBI's taxonomy places the organism in Eukaryota, Viridiplantae, Streptophyta, Magnoliopsida, Poales, Poaceae. The coding region runs from base 1 to 819 and encodes 272 amino acids. Gene Ontology annotation, biological process: regulation of DNA-templated transcription. Gene Ontology annotation, molecular function: DNA binding. The transcript has a single exon. The record is from RefSeq and is a predicted model, not a curated record.
AUGGCAGCCACGCUUCCGCGCACCUCCGACUCCGACUGGACCGACUCCGACUCGAACUCCAUCCAAUUCGCGUAUAAAUUGGCCCCUAGCUCCAGCGCCCGCCGCCGCAUACACCUCGCCUCCUCCUCCUCACACCGACUCAAGACGACGGUGAUGGCGCCCGUCCCCUUCCUCCCGCAGGACAGCGAGCUCCUCGACUGCCUCCUCCGUCCCAAGAUCGCCGGCGCCCACAUCGACUCCCGCUUCACGGAGCUCGUGGGCUACGUCGACGACGUCUACGCCCUCCCGCCGGACCAGCUGGCGGCGCGGCACGAGGGCGCGCCCGGCGAAGGCGGCGGCAGGGUGUGGUACUUCUUCGCCCCGCUCGGGACUGCGCGCGGAAGGACGGUCGGCGGCGACGGCGGCAAGCGGUGGUGCUCGGUGGGUUCCAGGAAGAAGGUGGAGGGAGGCGCCGGCGCCGGCGGCGGGUACUGCCAGAAGCUGAGGUACACGGAGAAGACGGCAUCGGGCGUCGUCGCGCCGGGGUGGAUGAUGGCCCAGUACAGCGUCGCCCAGGAAAACGGCGGCGAGGGCGGCGCCGAGCUCUUGCUCUGCAAGAUCUUCCGCGCCCCUCGCGCGGCUCGCGCGGAGCCGGGGUCACCGUCUUCCUGCAAGUCGGUCUCGGCCUCCCCGUCCGCGUCCUGCUCCGGCACCGGCUCCGGCGGCCGCAAGAGGAAGGCGGAGGGAGAUCACCUCGAGGCCUCCACCACCCUCGACGCGCGCGCAGCCCUUCCCGCCAAAAGCAGAAGCACUCAAGCCGGAAGGGGCCAGCACCGAUGA